This is a messenger RNA of Helobdella robusta, 1488 nucleotides long. RefSeq lists its product as hypothetical. The record is from RefSeq and is a predicted model, not a curated record. The transcript has 5 exons. NCBI's taxonomy places the organism in Eukaryota, Metazoa, Annelida, Clitellata, Rhynchobdellida, Glossiphoniidae. The coding region runs from base 1 to 1488 and encodes 495 amino acids.
AUGACAAAGUAUCGAAAUGAUGUAACAAAGAGAUUGAUUUCUGCAAAAAAGAGGGAGUUAUCGGAAUUGAAAUGCAGAUUACACGAGAGCCGCGACAAACUGGUCGAACUGAGAAACGAAAAGAAGUUAUUGCUGCUGCACCAACAGAUACUGAACAAAUGCUUGCGUUGCUUCACAAACGAAGAUGAAGCUUAUAGUUGCUACUGCAAAGUUAAUGUUGAAAUAAUGAAAUUGGACAAGAAAAAUGUUUGUAACCUAAAGCAGAACGUCUGUCAACAAAAAUUGAUUCUGAGUAAGACAAAUGAAAGGGUGCAUUCACUUUCAUGUCACCUCAGCAGGUUGAAUCUGUUAUUGAGUGCUUCGAAUAAACUUGAAAGUGCUGACGUAUUAAAGGAGAAAAUCAAUGCUGUUGAGAGCGAAUUAUUGGGACGUGAUGACAAAAUCGAGAAGUACAAACAUUUAAUUGAGGAAACAAACCAAAGGAAUAAGAAUGAAAUGGCAGACCAAAAUCAUUCGUUGGCAAAUGCUAUCAAUAACCUGCAGAUAGAGAAAGAUAAGAUGUUCCACGUCGAGAAUAAACUUAAAUUCGUCACAAAAAAGUUGGAGUUGGCAAAAUUAAACUUACUGAACAAGAAAAAUAAUGAUUCAAUGGGCCGGUUGAAGAGCCGACAUGCAGAACAACGAAGACUUGAAGAUGAUUGCAGCAGUAGGCCUAGUACUGAUUACAAGCUGGCACAUGAAAAACAAAAUGUUGACGAAACUAAAUCAGUCAUCAAAGUUGAUGAAAAUAAAAAAGUAUGCAUGUGCGUGAACAUGCGGCUACAAAAAAAGAAAAAAAUAGAAAACAGUGGCCAGGAAGGGAAAACUACAAAACUAUUAGGACCGCUGGCUCGUCGACCACCGCACAACUUUGCCACAUCAACCCCUUUAGGCAACGAUUUCAAAAUUUUUGAAGAAAAACCAGCUGUGAACGGACCUGAUCUAGUGGAUGGCGUGAGUGACUGCGACGAAACAGCCAACACCACUGAAACAAUAUUUGACAAGGUGGGUCCUGGCGGUCAAUCAACUUCAGCAUUAGACAAUCCGACUGUGAGUGAAAUAUCAAAAAUAAACAUCAAAUACGAGAGCAUAGUUACUGAAAGCAUUGAUGAGGAAAAUGAAGUUAAAGAUGGUAAGGAAAAACGAAACAGUGAGCACCUAACUGGUACUCCUAACACUAACAACCACGAUGGUAGUCUGGACAACAACAAUGACCAUUUCCGUUUAAAUGCAAUCCAAAAUUUAAAUAAAAAUCUAGAAAAAAACGUUUCGAGCCACAGCUACAAAGAAGUGAAAAAGUGCCAUAAAGCGAAAAGUACUUCGACGGAACUCAGCGACAGUCAGAAAGCAUCAAUGAGUCACGAGUCUCCUGUUAGAAAGGUUUACGUUUUUAGAAACACCGUUGAGAACAUGCAUAAAGGUGUGCCCGCACACUCCAAAUCUGUUUAA